AUGGACCUGUCUGAUGAGGAGCAUUCGGAUUUGGAGGCAGAGCAGUCAGGCAGCCUCAGGAGCCUCACGCGCUGUCCUCACCAAAGUGAGGGACUUGGACGAUGGAAGGCCGCUGCCGGAGGCGCCUUAGCCCUUCUGGCGCUGACUGCCUUUGCCGCUGUCCACCUGCGACAGGCAAGGCCAGCGAUCCUGGAGCAACGAUCACGGGACAGCGUGCAGCUUGUGGAUGCCAUCGACAGCCCUUGCCCCACUUCGGUCCCAGGGAGACAUCGACUGCUAGAAGCACCACUGUCUGGCAUGAUUCCGUUGCCUUGCAUCGACGGCAAGCAGUCCGAUUUCUGGUACACCACGUUGAUGAUGUCCGGGAAUGCAUAUCUACCCGCAGUGAAGGUCAUGGCAAGCUCGUUGAAGGCCUCACGCAGUCGUAGCAAGCUGUUGGUGAUGCUUGUGGCGUUACCAACACCGGAAUUAGAGGCACUGGCCGAAUGCCUCGACUUCUACAUGGUGAUUGUGCCGGUCCUCUCAAACCCACGUCUGACGAAAGCCUCUUGGGCUGGCACGUACACGAAACUCUCAGCUUUCAGGCUGAAGGCGAAGCGCAUUGUCUAUCUGGAUCUCGACACGGUUGUGCUGCGAAAUCCAGAUGAAUUAUUUUCCGUCGCGCUCGACUUUGGUUUCAACGCUGCUCCAGAUGUGGGAAAGGACUGGCAACUGAACUCCGGAGUGUUCGUGGUGGAGCCAACAGAAUUCUUAUACAGAGAUCUCGUAUCCUUUGCUAUGGCCACGCCCAUCAUACCCGAGCCGUGGUAUGACGGAGGUGAUCAGGGCUUGCUGAGCUACUACUUUCGAAACAAGUGGAGCAAGGCCACAGCUUUGCCGGAGAGGUUCGACACGCUGAAGUACGCGGAAGGGAUUCAGAAGAAUAUCGAUAUCGACUCCAAAGUGAUCGUUCACCUUUGCGGACUUCGAAAGCCGUGGGACCUUACAGAAAAGGACAGGAUGCAAGUGACGGAACAGUGGCCGCAGUCCUACGCGGCCUGGUGGCGAGCAGAAGCAGAUUUUAAGCAACGAUACGCGGGAAAAUGCCCGCGGCAACUCGUGCAAUGA
Symbiodinium necroappetens is the source of this 1107-nucleotide messenger RNA. The record is from the annotation of a GenBank genome assembly. NCBI's taxonomy places the organism in Eukaryota, Dinophyceae, Suessiales, Symbiodiniaceae.